AUGCCGGCUCACUUUUCGCCGGCUGUGAGGACGCUUCAGUCAGCCAGCCAAGCUGUUGAGAGUGGCACCCUGUGGUGUGGGACUUGGGCCCCGGUCCUGUGAAUCUUGUUGUCUCAAGUGGUGCUCUGUUUGAUCACAUCAGGUCUCCUUACUUAUCCCACCUCGCCUUCCAAACAGUCUGUCACUACGACUGUUCUAGGCUACAAUGACCCAGGCUAGGUACUAGGUAGUGGUGUACAAUGAUGCUGAAGCAUCCACCUGAUAGAGAUAUUUGUAUUACCCAAUGUUUUUAAUCACCUGCUUCAACUGCUGGGAGGCUCUCUUCAUCCCAUAUCUUUCUCCCAAUUGAGCUGUUCUGCAAUGUUCUUUGGGAAUUGGAAUUCAAAUAGGAUGGCAACUCCCCAUUGGUGGCAGCAGCAUGUAAAGUAUGGUCCAUAUCCAAACCUAGGUAUUCCUUUGGAUUGUUGCAGGAUUUCCCUCUUUGUGUUUAGAAUCCAAAUGUUGAGGAUUCAGAGAAAGUGGGAUGUUGAGAGGGUCCAGAAUUGACAUUUGGAGGAAACUCAUGGCAGAGACACUGAAGGAAAUCUCUGGGAAAGGAUAAUCUCUCAUUCAGUCCUCAAUUUAGGUCCACUCAUCUGGUAAAUACAGUACCUCUGUCCCUAUCCAACCCUAUAAUUUUACAAUAGCCCAACGUAUCAUUUGAAGCUCAUCCACACUAGGGGUAAUAGCAUGCAUUCUGAUCCAUUCUAAUGCACAUGAAUCCUUGGUGGAUCGAUCCCUGUUGUUCACAGUCAUCUUCCAGUCUUGGAAGAGAUCUGAGAUAUGUUUAUGACUGACUGGUUUAUUUACGAUUAUUUUCCUCCUAAACGUGCCCUCCACCCAUGGGUCAGGAACAGGAGGUCGUUCUAUCGACAUAUCCCUGAUUUUGAAAUAUGGUCAAAACAGUAGAUCAUCUUUAAAAACGUCUUACCAAAUAUUGCUAAUAUUUGUAAUUUCUUGAACCAUAUAAGGUAGUUCAUUUAUACAGUGAUACAGAACUAUCUUCAGUGUAAUGCUCUGCUACUGCUUUACAUUUAAUGGGGUCAGGAAAACACAACAUGAUUGAUAUUGGUAAGAUAAUUGCCCUAAGGAGCACAGUUAGAAAGAUAUGGCAUAUAGAAGCAAACCGGAUGGACACCAUGAAAAUGAUCGGAGAGGUUGAGAGUAGAAGAAGUUCAGGAGCAAAAAAAAAAAUAUAUAUAUAUAUAUAUAUAUAAUAGAAUUAUUGUAAAAUUAACUCUGUCCAUAAGGUGUAGAUAGUAAGUAUAGACCGGAAGUAGAGGCCUGGGCAUUGUUGUUCACUAAUUUACUCCAAGUAGGGAAAGGAUGGUGGGGUUGAAAAGUAAUAAAGGGGAGUAUAUAUAUAAAAAAUAAAAAAAACAUGGGGGAUUGGAAGUGAUGCAGACAAUUACAUUGAUAGAAGAUACAAUCUAUCUGCAAUAUUAAGCUGAUCCAUUCCCCCCCCCCCCCCCAAAAAAAAAAAAAAAAGAUAAUUGCCCUUUUAGCCAGUCUCCUUUGGCCUUUAAGAUGUGAGAUGGGUAUCAGUUAUCAAAUAAACAGACUUUUAUGCAGAAUUCAUUAGAUAUCUGUAUUUGAUGGAAACAUUGAAUAAUGUCCUCAGAACCUUAUCUCCCAAACGCAUUUCAGGUUUACCCUUCCUGUUAAAACAAGUUGUCAAUAUGCUGUUCUUCCUCUCUUUUCUUUCAUCGUCAUACUAAAAGUGAUUAUUUAUUUUUUAUAUCAUUAACAGCGGGUGGAUAAAGUGAGUUUCGCCCUGUAAUAUUUAAAACAAAAAAGUUCAAAGCUCAGACUUAAAGGUCUGCAAAAUAAGUCUUUAUUUUAUUUAAGACAUUUCUGCUUCAGUCUUUUAUGUCAGUUCUUUGGCGUCAUAAUUUUGUGUCUUGGAAGAUUGACAUGGGCAAAUUAAAUCAGUCAUGAUUCAGAGGAUAGAAUACAUCGUCACACUUGAAUUUAAGUUAAAUGUGGUUUGGUGAAGUUAAUCCUUUUUAAAUGCUUUCUGCUUUUACAUAAUAUCUGCAUUAUCAAUUAUUUGUAUACUUAAAUAAUAUCAUAUUACACUGUGUAUUCUAUUCAUAGUAAUUAUGCAUGCCAUUUUAGCUGCAUUACUUAGUAUGGUAGAUUAAUUGUAUCAACAGUGUUGAAAACUGCUAGCAGAGCACAUUUAUCAACACUUUACUCCUUCUCUUCAUGUUUAACCAUCUGUUGAUAAUGUGUUCUUACAGCAGAACAUUAUUAUCGCGGAAUAAAGUAUUCUCACAGUUUUAUUACUGCAUCCAUUUGUUCAGGAGACAAUUGAUUUUCUGUUUAACCGUUCUCAUUAUUCACAUUUUAUGACCAUAAAGACUGUCCUCAUUCCUCAAUUCUGUCACAGAUAUCCUGAAUACUGGUUGUGUGAAUAAUAACUAAAAUCAACUAUGUGUUAAUUAGCCAAAUUGAUAAAUAGUAAUUGCUUUGGUAAGUCUGUUUCCAAACCAUCUACCAGGAAUCCUGUCACACAGAGUAGUGAACAGACAUCCAUAACUACAUCUCUGCCUUUCUCUGUCUCCCAUCAGGGCUUUCACUACCCUAUCAGAUGACAGCAAGGAGGCCAGGGCUAAGCAGCUGUACCAACAGGGGACAGACCUGGGCUUGAAGGACGUCCAGCUGGCCAGUUACAGCGUCCUCCUCAGCCUGACUGGCCCCUCCCCCAGCAGCAUCGUGCACUGGGACAGCCACCAGUGUUUCGUGCUCAGCGGGGCUCAGUAUGACCCCAGGAACCACAACAACAACAACCCCACGGCAGACCAACACUUCUCCUAUGCUGCCUACUCAGCACAUUUACCCUGUUGUAUUCUCUGA
Molecule: messenger RNA, 2898 nt
Organism: Coregonus sp. 'balchen'
Lineage: Eukaryota; Metazoa; Chordata; Actinopteri; Salmoniformes; Salmonidae
Source: the annotation of a GenBank genome assembly